AAAAAAUGUUUUCCUCUUGACAUCUAAAUUGAGAAUUGUCUUCAACAUAUUGUGUUGUAUGUGCUACUUCUCGCUGAUGUAGUUACAGGAAAAUCUUCCCCUAUAGAGCAAGGAAACUCAUCAAUGCCAUGGCCCUCUGUUCUUCAUCCAGUGAUUUUCCAUACUAGUGAAAAUCUUGCCUCGGAUCAAAAUUCAGUAAUCUCUUAUAUCACGAGUCAUGUGUGGACUCCUCGAGGUGGUGCUGAGAACUAUUAUGGCAUUGAGGCUACAAUUGAUGUAUAUGGAUUUAAUUUACAACCCUGCCAAUUAAGUGCAUCUGGAAUUUGGAUUGUGAACAAAGGAGAUGGAAAACCAUCUUCAGCUAGUGGAUUUCAAGUUGGAUGGAGUAUUUUUCCGAGGUUCUACAAAGAUUCACAUACCCAUUUCUACACAUAUUGGACUAGUGGUGGAUCACUCACGAAGGGUUGCAGUGACAUGAUUUGUCCUGGCUUUCGAAAGACAUCAUCAAGUAUAGCUCCGGGAAGUAUCAUUAAUCCAGUUUCAGAUAUCCACGGCCAAAAAUCAUACAUUACAAUAAGAGUUUUCAAGGAUAAAUCUUCUGGUGACUAGCACAUCCAUUAUGGAUUAAACGGUGGUAUCAAACCAGUUGGCUAUUUUCCAAAAUCCUUGAUUCGAGGACUUAUUAAUAGGAAAGUUGAGAUUAGUUUUGGCGGCUCUGUGUCUCUCCAAAAGCCACAACCGAGUCCUCCGAUGGGAAGUGGCUACGCUCCAGCCGGUGGCAAUGCUGCGUCCUUCAACAAUAUCAAACUAAUUGAUGCCAAUGGCAAUGAUCAUCUUGUGAACACAAAUCUUCCAUUUCGUGUGGACCCCAAAAGAUGCUAUCCUAUAUCUUACAUUGAUUCAGGCAGGUUCUUUUACGGGGGAUCUGGAUGUGUUGAUUAAAUCUGGAUGCCCCAUAUAUGUACUUGAAUUUCUAAUAAAAUAAGAAAUGAUUGUUCAAAUUAAUGCCUUCAAUUGAUAAGGACAA
Triticum dicoccoides is the source of this 1027-nucleotide messenger RNA. RefSeq lists its product as uncharacterized. The transcript has 6 exons. NCBI's taxonomy places the organism in Eukaryota, Viridiplantae, Streptophyta, Magnoliopsida, Poales, Poaceae. Bases 124 to 609 code for a protein of 161 amino acids. The record is from RefSeq and is a predicted model, not a curated record.